AUGGUCUGUGGUGUCUGGGUGGGUGAGAAACUGCAUCCUGAGCCUCAGGAACAUCUCUGCUUCCCCCACCCCCCACCCCCCCAGUGUAAGGAGAUGAAGGCCAUGGUGAUCUGGCACAGGGAGACCCUGCGCCGCACCAAGGAGGCGAUCAGCGAGCUCAACUGCAUGAUCCAGAGGCUGAUGGCCGAGGUUGAGAAUGCCAAGUGCCAGAACACCAAGCUGGAGGCCGCAGUGACCCAGGCUGAGCAACAGGGCGAGACUGCUCUGAGCGAUGCCCGCUGCAAGCUGGUGGAGCUGGAGGCCGCCCUGCAGAAGGCCAAGCAGGACAUGGCCUGCCUGGUCAAGGAGUACCAGGAGGUGAUGAACUCCAAGCUGGGCCUGGACAUCGAGAUCGCCACCUACAGGCGGCUGCUGGAAGGCAAGGAGCACAGGUGGGCACAGCCCUCACCGCUGUGGCAGAUUCACUGGGCCUGA
Molecule: messenger RNA, 474 nt
Organism: Lontra canadensis (Northern American river otter)
Lineage: Eukaryota; Metazoa; Chordata; Mammalia; Carnivora; Mustelidae
Product: keratin, type II cuticular Hb6-like
Exons: 2
Coding region: 1-474 (157 amino acids)
Biological process (GO): intermediate filament organization; keratinization
Cellular component (GO): keratin filament
Molecular function (GO): structural constituent of skin epidermis
Source: RefSeq, a predicted model, not a curated record